AUGGCUCGUAAACGGAGUGGAGGCUGCUGCCCCCGGCCGCCCCUCAAUGAGGACAAUGCCCGCUUCUGCCUGCUGGCAGGGCUUAUCCUGCUCUACCUGCUGUGUGGGGCGGCUGUGUUCUCCGCCCUGGAGCGCCCCUCUGAGCUCCGUGCCCACCACCUCUGGGACCAGCAGCUGGCCAACUUCACCCUGAGUCACCAGGUAAGCCUGGGAGCCUUGCACGUGCUUCUGCGACAGUAUGAAGAGGCCAAUGGGGCUGGGAUCAGAGUGGACGCUCUUAGGCCCCGCUGGGACUUCUCUGGAGCCUUCUACUUUGUCGGCACGGUUGUGUCCACCAUCGGCUUUGGUAUGAACACCCCAGCUACCAUCCCUGGUAAAAUAUUCCUGAUCUUCUACGGCCUCAUCGGCUGUGCCGCCACCAUCCUCUUCUUCAACCUCUUCCUGGAGAGGAUCAUCACCAUGCUAGCCUACAUCAUGCGCUGGUGCCACGAGCGGAGGAUGAGGCGCUCAGGGGUGGGGCCUGUGUCUGGGGUCGGGGAGCCCCGCAGUGAGGAGGACAGUCUGGAGGGUUGGAAGCCCUCUGUCUACUACGUGAUGCUGAUCCUGGGAGUGGCGUCUGUGCUGAUCGCCUGCAGUGCCUCCUCUCUGUACUGCUCCAUGGAGGACUGGAGCUACAUGGACUCCCUGUACUUCUGCUUUGUGGCCUUCAGCACUAUCGGCUUCGGGGACCUGGUGAGUAGCCAGAGGGAGCGUUAUGAGGCCCAGGAUGCCUAUCGCCUGGGCAACUGUCUCUUCAUCCUCAUGGGCGUGUGCUGCAUCUAUUCCCUGUUCAACGUUAUCUCCAUCAUCAUCAAACAGACUCUCAACUGGAUCCUGACCCGGUUGGCUUGCCCAGGCCGGCGCUGUCCCUGCUCUUGCCCUAAGAGGGGCCUCUGCCGGCGGCUCUGCUGCCCCUGCCUCCCUAACAAACACGCCGGCUUGAGGCCUCCACCCGCACGGCUCCGCCAGCAGUGGCUCAAACGCAACGCUGUGCAGCCCACCCCAUCCCACCCCCCUGUGAGGCGACACCGCUACACAGACGCCUCGGUGGAGACAGUGUGUAACAGCGAGACAGACGCUGGGAUGGGGGUGGAUGGGGUCGCUGGAGGCCGGCGUCUCUCUGGGGAGAUGAUCUCGGUGAAUGACUUCACAGCGUCCAAUAAGGUGUCUCUAGCGCUGCUGCAGAAGCAGCUGUGUGAGACAGCCCACCAGGGGCCCCGUCAGAGCCACGUUCCUCGUCACAACGGCUUCUCUGGAGGGGUGGGCGCAUUUGCCAUCAUGAACAACCGCCUGCAGGAGACCAGUGUGGACAGGUAAUCACACCUGGCCCCAGUCACACUAACUCACAGAAAUAAAGCACUGUUUUCUGAGGGUUAUUGUAAUAUUACCGAAUGGUAGACUGGAUGCUGGAUCCUCUUCUGUUAUUCCUAGAAAACUAGUGACGUUUCAUCCUCAGAAUUAGCAUUGUUUGUAGAUCAAAGUACAGUAGUGAAACAGAACAGUUGGAUGCUACAGCUGGACAUACAUAUUUGCCAAAUGUAAAUAUAUUCACAUAAAACUCAUUCAUUUUCAAUGUAACUCAUGUUGAGGGUAGCUAGGUUCUUAGUUCUAGACAUGAUGAUAGCCCAAAGCAGACCUCUAUUCCGUCUGACAGCUUUUCAGAAUGCCAGACAUUCAUGAUGAUCACUGACAAUGGUCCCUCUAAACUGCGCACUGGUGCACAGACUGCUGCACAGAUUGAACUUUUCUCAACUUUCUAGAGUUUUCCCCUUCUGUUAACACUAUCAACGUUUCGCUCUGCUGUGGGAAUUGUGCUCAAAUCAACAUAAUAUUAGCCACAUUCAAUGUAACAUUUCGAAACAAAAUGAACUAUGCAAAGCUAACUGUGCAAGAGAUGUUAUUGUAGGCAGCACGCAUUGGAGUAGGAUUCUGUUGCAUUGACAUGCAUGACAGAGGCCCUUACUCUCCGCAGGCCAUUGUGCCAUAACCAAUCAGAGCUGCAGUAGACAUAUUGGCUCCAUGAGGGUCGUGGGUAGAUGCACUUGUUUUGAGAUCAAAGCGAGAGCUGUGUAGCCACCUGCGCACAUUUGUUCAUAUUCUUUGCUAGUUUGUGAGUUAUUAACCGAGUUAUAGUGAAUUCCUAGUCAAUAAUUUGGGAGUGGUUGCUUCCAAAAUGUGUGCAUUUCUAGCCAUCUUUGAAAAUCAAGUCAGGUAAAGAGCUUUUUUUAUGUCUUAAAGGGGCAGUGUUAUAUUUUGAGACGGUCUUGAAUAAGCUAAAUAGUCAAUAGGAAGAGGGUAGCAUAAUUUGUCUGAUUCUCUGUAAUAAUGGUAUGGGAAUAACAAUGAAUUUUAUUUUGUAAAGUGGUUUCUUGCAUCGAACAACACAACUGUUCAGUCUCCUUGUCUGAAGAACAAGUGGAUAAACAGGUUAAUGUCAAGCCCUGCAUGUUUUUUUCAAAAAUAUUAUGGAAUGUAGGCCUACAUUGAACAACCAUGUUAUGGGAUGCAUAUUUCUCCAUUGUUUUCGAUGGUAGGCCACUCUGGUAGGCCUACAUUAUGAACAAAUAGCCACAGUAGCCUACUUGGCCACUGUUAAAACUGUAACUGAAAGAAGUAAAUGCACGCCAGAAGUUGCACAGAAUUCUCACAAUGUUCAAGUUUGCGCUCAGCAGACCUGAAAUUUGCUCAGUGAUGAAAAAAAUUGAUGGAACAUUGAUCACUGAUCUCCUAUUAAUACACUGCUUGAAUGUUCCUGUUUGGUUCAGUGGUGAGAUGCAAUGGACAGAUGCCUUUCAUUUAAACAGCGUCUGUCUGGAGAUGGGUUUGAAAUGCUCAAGUGAUUGGCUCAAAUACAAUGCUGAAUGCAAUCAGGCUUUGUGUGGAGUAUGGAGACGUGGAGGGCCUCUUGAGAAGACCCACUGAUUUAUGAGAGCUUUGCAGAUGUGUCCUGAGCUCCACCACAACACAAUGGAUUUGUAUGGGGUGGUAUCCGGGAUCAGUGAACAUAGAUAUGUAUCCAUAUUAUGUAUAUGCAUCCUCGGUCACCUAAUGUCUAGGCCUCUGGUAGAGAACCUGUUGAAUAUGUAUCACAGUUGAAUUGUGUUGCAUUAAUUAGAUAGAAAGCCCUCAGACACACAGUAUGAGAGCUGUAAAAGGGAAAACAAAACCUAUUCAUCUUCAUCAAAUAUAAUCUAGCCCUGGGAAAGGUAUUUAUGUCAAUAAACGGGAUGAAAGUGUGACAUCCACAAUAAUCUGGAGUGAGUUACGUUUUGCCAAUAUUCUGUGCUCAUUUUCACAGUGCCUAACUGGUUCGGGCCCCCUCAUACCUAUGCAAAUAUUUCCCUCAAGCAUGACCUUGUUCAUCCAUAGUUAUCUCUUUACCAUUUUCCUGUACCAUACCACAUUAUCAUUA
Messenger RNA from Oncorhynchus nerka (sockeye salmon), 3451 nucleotides. Its product is annotated as potassium channel subfamily K member 13-like. Gene Ontology annotation, molecular function: potassium ion leak channel activity; outward rectifier potassium channel activity. Gene Ontology annotation, cellular component: plasma membrane. The record is from RefSeq and is a predicted model, not a curated record. The transcript has 2 exons. Bases 1 to 1356 code for a protein of 451 amino acids. Gene Ontology annotation, biological process: stabilization of membrane potential; potassium ion transmembrane transport. Lineage: Eukaryota; Metazoa; Chordata; Actinopteri; Salmoniformes; Salmonidae.